CCUGUUUUUCACUGGGUUAAAGGUUUCUAAGUAACCCGAACCGGUUCAACAGUAUCUUUUUUCUCAGCCCUCUCGGAAAUAACAAAAUGGCAGGACCUGGAAAAUGCUUCCUCGUGACCGGUCCUCCGGGAGUAGGCAAAAGCACUCUGAUAAUGAGAGUUUUCGAAAGCCUCAAAGUCUCAAACCCCAGCUUAAAGGUUCAAGGUUUCUACACUCGAGAAAUUAGACAAGGAAGCGAAAGAGUUGGAUUCGAAGUUGUUACAUUAGAUGGUCGUACAGGACCACUUGCCUCCACCAUUGUUUCAAGCUCAGAAUCACACAAAUGGCCAACUGUCGGGAAAUACAUGGUUGAUGUAGCAUCAUUUGAGUCACUGGCAUUGCCAGAAUUGCAGGUCAGGGGAGAUACUGAUCUCUUUGUCAUCGAUGAAGUUGGUAAAAUGGAAUUGUUUAGUUCAUCAUUCUUCCCUGCUGUUCUAAAGGUUUUGAAAUCAAAUAUACCUCUUCUUGCUUCCAUUCCAAUUCCAAAAUCUGGACGUGAUAUACCUGCAGUUGCAAGGUUGAAGAAUCAUCCGGGGGCAACCAUUUUUACACUCAGCCAAAGUAACAGGGAUGCUAUGAGAGAAAAUGUAUAUUACCAGUUAGUAGAUGUACUAUCUAAGCAUUAAAAUACUUCAAAACGAGCCCUACUUUUUUCAUGUUAUAGUUAAUGUGAGGUUUUAAAUUUUUAGAUGUAAAUGCUCUUGUUCAUUCAGAAUUGAUGACAUUAAGAUGCAUUUUGUUCUCGAA
Mangifera indica (mango) is the source of this 786-nucleotide messenger RNA. Its product is annotated as cancer-related nucleoside-triphosphatase homolog. The transcript is spliced from 6 exons. The record is from RefSeq and is a predicted model, not a curated record. The coding region runs from base 87 to 665 and encodes 192 amino acids. Gene Ontology annotation, molecular function: ATP hydrolysis activity. NCBI's taxonomy places the organism in Eukaryota, Viridiplantae, Streptophyta, Magnoliopsida, Sapindales, Anacardiaceae.